AUGGGAGGAGGUGCGUAUAGGAUUAAGGAAAAUAUUGCUCACCGUAAGGGAAAUGUCGUCUCCUGUCCGAUGUCUACGAAAGAAGAUCAAUCUAAAUGUAUGAAAGCUAUCUUGGAAGCAAAGAACAAGAAAAGGAAGAUGAAAAUAGAACCGGAUGACUCGGAGUUUGAUAGGCACGAUAGGGAGGAAAAUCUUGUAAAUAUGAAAGAUUCUAUGUUUGACGGUCCAAUGGAUAAGUUUGUAAUGUCUAUUCCUCCCGAGGACGUUAGGUGGUGA
Molecule: messenger RNA, 276 nt
Organism: Arabis nemorensis
Lineage: Eukaryota; Viridiplantae; Streptophyta; Magnoliopsida; Brassicales; Brassicaceae
Source: the annotation of a GenBank genome assembly